AUUUAAAACAUUAAUUUAAUUAAUUUAAAUUAAUUUAAUUUAUUAUUUUAUUAUUAUUUUAGUUAUAUAAUUAUCCCUAUUAUUUUUGGGAUAUUACACUAUUGUUCUGCUUGGCUUGGUUGAUAACUUCUUUUGUUAUAUUAAGAGAUAAAAAUGAUCAUUUUAUCACUUCACUCUUUUUUUGCUUUCCUUUUUUUCUUUUCUUUUUUUGUAUUUUAAAAAAACAAUCAACUAGUAGUUGGCAGUAGCUGGCUCUUUUUUUUUUUUAUAGUAAAGGUAACUAAUGUAAUUUUUAAAAAAUAAAAAGUUGUGAUGUUUAACUUUAAGGGUAUUCAAUUAGUUUCAUGGAUUAUAAAAUAAUAUAAUAAUCGAACCAUUUUAAUAAAUUUUGUAUAUACAAAAUGAAUAUUCUGAAAGUUUAAAUGAAGGUCUAAAAUCAUGUGUUUUGGAUAAUUUUGUUUAUUCAUCUAAAAAUUAAAAUUCUAAUGUCCAAAAUAUAAUAUAAACCAAUACUUCUGAAAGUAAGAAUCGAACCUAAAUUAAAAUUUUAAUUUUAAAAAUUCACACUUACCUAACCCAAAAGCAUUUCAAAGCUGACAGACAAAUCUUGCAAUGUAUUUAUACUUUAUCAAAGCUGACAGACAAAUCUUGCAAGCUAGAGCUAGCGAACGGAGAAAUGGGCAGUUGGGUGGUGGAGAUGCAACCUACACGGUCCAUCUACAAAGUCCCUCCCUUCAUCUCAAAGAUUAACGAGAUAGCCUACAAGCCCCAGCUGGUGUCGUUUGGGCCGUACCACUACGGGGAUCCUCAACUGGCAUGGAUGGAGGCUCACAAGCGACGCGCAUACCUCCGCUUCAUCGAUCGAUCAGGGCGAAACGCGGAAGAGGUCUAUAACAUCAUAGCGGAAAUGGCUCAACAUUUGAAAGACUCGUACGAUUCCCUCGACUCUAAAUGGAAAUAUAACACCAAUGGAUUCGUGCAAUUGAUGAUCUUGGAUGGAUGUUUCAUGCUUGAAUUAAUACAUGUCUACAAGUAUAAAAACUAUUAUUCUAACGAUGAUCCGGUCUUUAGCCGACAUGGGAAGUUCUAUGUCAUGCAGUUUAUCAAGGCCGACAUAUUGAUGUUAGAGAAUCAGUUGCCAAUGUCACUUUUGCUCAAGCUCAAAGAUAUCCUAAACGAUUCUGAGCAUGACAUUGAAGCAUUGAACAAAGACAUACUCUGGCUUCUCAGCUAUAACAUUAGCAACCACCCAAAGAUGGGCGAAUGUUUGCACGUGCUUCACCUCUACCGUAAGAGCCUACUCCAUAUAGACAACGAACAUGAAAAUGCAGCCCCUCGAUUUGCAGAUCGAGGAGAAGAAAAAAACGACGAGGUCAGCCACAACUUCUACUGCAUAGCCACUAAGCUAUACUUGGCCGGCGUCCGCUUCGAGAAAAGCAGAAGUAAUAGUCUCCGGGACAUCACCUUCGACGACGGCAUCUUGAAAAUUCCCAAUUUCAUAGUUGAUCGCUAUUCCAAAUCAAUGUUCUUGAAUCUCAUGGCCUUCGAGUGUUGCUACAUCCUCGCUGGCAAUGAUAUCACUUCAUUCGUCGCGUUCAUGGACCACAUCAUCGACGACGAGCAUGAUAUCAAACUUUUGACCUCGGGUGAGAUAAUAACAAAUUUUAUUGGGACCGACAAAAAGGCAGCUAAUUUGUUCAACACAAUGUCCAAAGAUUUGGUCAUGGAGAUGAACAACAACCUUUGCCAGGUGUACAACAAUCUCAUCUCCUACUGCAAUAAGCCUUGGCCUAAGCAUCGCGCCAAUGUAGUUCUAACUUACUUUAGAGAACCGUUGUCAAUUAUUUCUAUCUGUCUCUUCUAUCUUUCAGUAGUACAAACUAUCUUCACCAUCAUAAAAGGCUAAAUUAUAUGAAACUCUCCUAUAUUUUGGGUCAUGUGCAACUUAUCUUCUGUGCUUUUGAUUGCACCAAAACACCCACUUACACUUUCAAAAUGUUGUAAUCAGCCAUAAU
Molecule: messenger RNA, 2015 nt
Organism: Diospyros lotus (date-plum)
Lineage: Eukaryota; Viridiplantae; Streptophyta; Magnoliopsida; Ericales; Ebenaceae
Product: UPF0481 protein At3g47200-like
Exons: 2
Coding region: 677-1906 (409 amino acids)
Source: RefSeq, a predicted model, not a curated record